AUGAGGCAUGCACUCUCCCUCAGUUUUUCAGGCUUCUUUUUAGACAAAUGUGACUCCAUACGCCAACGUUCCUCAGGGGAAAUUUUCAUCGGGGGACUUAUCACGAUCAUAGGUCGAGCCGUCGGCCUAGACUUCCCGGAUCCCGAGUACAUACCUGUCGACACCCCACCGAACUUCCUGCUAGAUUGUGACACUCUCAUCCGGAUGGAGAUGUUGCUCGAUCGGGAACCCGCACGUACAGUUGGUGUAUUCCCAGAAUUCGGUGAUGAUGAGGGUGACGACGCAGAGGAACAAGAGGAAGAAGAUGACGAAGAGGACGACGAGAUGCCCGAAGCUGAAGACCAUUUUGACCAACCCUCGAUGCAGCAGCCGAUGUUUCAGCAUGAUCAGUUCCAGGCCCCUCCACAUCAUUUUGACCAGCCGCAUCAGCAGGAGGGACACGAAGUCCCACCAUAUUUCCCCCCACGUUCUUUGACCAAUUUGCCACAAUGUUCUACGGUGCAGCGCAUCGACGCCCAAACGCAAGAGAAUUCGAGAGCCAUCCUAGAUGUGGCAAGCCGUGUUGAUCGAUUGGAGCAGUCCUCCUCUCACACUUCCCGCCAGCUCCAGGAUAUGUGGGACUACCACCAUCGCCACGGGCAUUUCCCGCCGCCCGACCCCCCGAUUUAG
Messenger RNA from Lactuca saligna, 669 nucleotides. The record is from the annotation of a GenBank genome assembly. NCBI's taxonomy places the organism in Eukaryota, Viridiplantae, Streptophyta, Magnoliopsida, Asterales, Asteraceae.